UACCAGGAAUUGCGUAUUAAAAGUAUUUACUGACAGUCUGAGUUUACUGGAACGCCCGGGGCGGGGCUUCACACUGGGGCUCUAUAUUUGAGAGAGUCGGCGACGCUACCGCUCACUACCACAGCAGGUUGAUAGACAAGUACUACUUCUCACGGAAAAACGGGAUAUAGAGUAUUUACUGAGUGAUCCGGUCAGUGCUAGUGAACUUCGUGCACCUUUCGGAUCUAAUUCAAUACUACGGACCACUACAGGUACCUUUGCAUCUGACAUUUAUUCCAGUUUACAGCACCAUGGUGACACACAGCAAGUUUGACACAGCAAUGAGCAGCUGUGCCAUCACCCCUCACUGCUACAGGACAUUCAGCUCCAAGCUGCAGUACCAGCUGGUGCAGCAGGCAUGGUGUCGACUCCAGCAGAGUGGCUUCUAUUGGGCCUCGAUUAGCGGAAAGGAAGCAGGUGCCAUGCUGGCACAGGAGCCAAGUGGCACUUUCCUGAUCCGUGACAGCGCCGACCGGCGGCACUUCUUCACACUGAGUGUCAAGACACCAACAGGCACCAAGAAUGUGCGUGUGCAGUGUGACAACCGCUCUUUUUUCCUGCAGACAGAUCUUGAAGGUGAGCGGACAGCACCACGGUUUGACUGUGUGCUCAAGCUCGUGCACCACUAUAUGAACUCGUCGAAGCAGCCCAAGGAGAACUCACGAAGUGCAUGCUACAUCUACUCAGGAGGGGAGAAGGUUCCUCUGGAACUAUGCAAACCCUACUCCUGCAACAUGUCUUCACUGCAGCACCUGUGUAGAAAGACAGUCAAUGGCCACCUGGAUAUCUUGGCCAAGAGGGACGAGCUGCCUCAGCCACUAAAGGACUUUUUGCAGGAGUAUGAUGCUCCCAUUUAAACGAUGAAUGCAAGUGAUGUGAUGUAGUUGCACUGAAAUCAAGGAUUUGAAAAGAGCAGCUAAGAGAAUGGAACUGAUGGAAUGACUAGUGUGGUGUGGGCUCACUGCCAUCAAACACAUGGGAGAAAAUCAAGAACAUCUCCAGUGACUGAAGUGAUGAAAGUAAACAAGCUAGGUGUAAAUAGACUAGGUUAACAAAAGACUGAGCUCAGAAAGUUGAAAUGCUGCAAACUCGUCUCACUUCAGGAAGCUGAGAUUUGGAGUGUAACUUGUUGGUUUGAGUUUUGAAUUAGUCAACACAAACCGAGAGUGCUGCUAUUUGUCAUGUUGGGAAUGAUGAACCCCCUGAACUCCCCCGGACACUCUUAUUUGCACAAUAAAUUAACAUCAAGACAAUGGUCCAAUGUUUAGUCCUUUUGGUGACUGCAACAAGUCAAGAAGAGUUAGCGAGUGUAAAAGACUGGCUUUGUGAAUGGAACAGUUGCAGUAUUUUCCUGCCCUUGUAACAUGAUCCACUCUUCAUACCCCAAUGGGAACUAGUCUUAGCCUCCUCAGUGCCCAAAAUACAUGGAACAAUCCUGUCUAAACAUUAAACCACCCAGUCACCACCUUCUUCUAAGGAAGCAUUAUGCCUUUCAUGGAAAAAGGAAGAACUAAACAAGCAACAGCACAGCAACCAAGCGAGGAGAAAAGUUUGAGACAAAAAAAAUCACACACACACACACACAAAGAAACAAAUAAAUGUUUCUAUUGGUUUUGAUCAGAACUUGUGUGGACAAAAUAGGCAGUGAAAGGAAAGAUGGAAAAAGCAUUGUAAUGUUGAGGAUUUUUUUUUAACUUCCUUGAGUAAUCUUUGUGCAGAGUGUAUUAGAAUGUGAGAAUGUAUUUUACUGAGGAAACUUAACCCUCUUAAAUGGGCCAACAUUAUUCUUGUACUUGUUUACAUUGUUUACAUGUGUGAAGAUUUUUAAAAAUCUGCUGUUUUAAUGCUAUGUCUGUUAAUGUGACUCAAUAUGAAUGCUUGAAAAAAAACAUUGAAACAGCAACAAAAGCAAGCAGACUGAAAAUACUUUGCACAUAUUUAUAUUUCUAAACAAUUUCAGUAAUUUAUAUUAAAGAUCACUAUUUUUCUAACAGA
This is a messenger RNA of Neoarius graeffei (lesser salmon catfish), 2034 nucleotides long. Its product is annotated as suppressor of cytokine signaling 3-like. Gene Ontology annotation, biological process: intracellular signal transduction; phosphatidylinositol phosphate biosynthetic process. Gene Ontology annotation, molecular function: 1-phosphatidylinositol-3-kinase regulator activity. The transcript has 2 exons. Bases 291 to 896 code for a protein of 201 amino acids. Gene Ontology annotation, cellular component: phosphatidylinositol 3-kinase complex. The record is from RefSeq and is a predicted model, not a curated record. NCBI's taxonomy places the organism in Eukaryota, Metazoa, Chordata, Actinopteri, Siluriformes, Ariidae.